AUGGUUAAUCUAGAAGAAGUCAAGAAGCUUAUUGAAAAGGAAUUGAAGCCUGCAAAGGCCAAAAUUGCUGAAUACGAGAAGAAAAUUGCCGAAAUGGACGAGUCGUAUAAUUUCCUAUCGGCGAAGUAUGAUCAAUUACUUAAGCAACUGCAAAGCUUAAACGAGAAGAGUAAUAAGCUAGAAAAGAAAACCAGUGUCCUACAAACGGAUCUGAAUAAUGUAGAAACGGUGUCAGAAGAUCUAGCUCAAUAUCUACGGCGCGAUUGUGUCGAAAUAUCGGGUGUCAAUCCAUCAGAAGGUCAAUCAUGCAACGACAUUGUUGUAUCCUUGAGUGAAGAAAUGGGCAUAAAAAUCGACGACCGAGAUAUAUCAACAGCUCAUGUCCUGCAACAUAUAAUAAGAACAAGGAUAAAAAAAUUAUUGUGA
Messenger RNA from Paramuricea clavata, 426 nucleotides. The record is from the annotation of a GenBank genome assembly. Lineage: Eukaryota; Metazoa; Cnidaria; Anthozoa; Malacalcyonacea; Plexauridae.